AUGGCAAAGGUGUCGGCGCAGGAUGAAUUCAGCAACAGUAGCUUCGUAGAUGCCAAUAUAACCUAUGCUAAUUCGUCAGAAGCUGGGAUCGACACUGAAAUAGAACAACCGAACAGCCGCUGGUCAGGAACUCGUGUGGGUGGCAACUGCUGUGGCAACUUCCUCAGCGGCGUCUGCACCUUCGUCUCCUCAGAGUGUGUCAACUGCACGUGUUCUUGCAUACCGGGCUACACCUACGUGGAAGGUGUUAUCGGCAGGUGCGAGGUGUUAACGAGCGAAGGAGAUUCCUCGCCUGCUGUUGAAGGGAGUGACAAGCUUCCCUUGGAGGCUUGUUGGGAGAAGAGUCAGUGUACCGAGGGCUUGGAUUGCCUCGAUGGAGUCUGCGCGUGUCCGUCGCCGUGCGAGUACGUGCCGGAGAGGCUGGUGUGCGACUGCGGGCCCCAAGACACGCCGUGGUGGCCCAUCGUCAUCGGCGUGGUCAUCGGGAUCCUCAUCGUCUCCUUCUGGAUCAGGACGAUUGCACAAGAAAUGCCGUAAUAACAAGGUGUCUCAGAUGACGAGAUCGGUCUCGGGAAUUUCCACACUGGGCGCUGCAUAUGGCACUGAUCACGUGACCUUCCAGCCGCUUUCGAAGAAUUAUUCCCAGAAUCCGCACCAGGCUGUGGCACCCACGUCGCCCCUCAGGCCGGCUUUUGGCACCAACGAAAGAACAACCAUAGUGACUGUAGAAAAAGUAGAAUCGCCAACAGCACGCUCACUGGUUCUCAGCGAGAUCCUCACCGCUUCGCCCAAGAACACGCCGCCACAGGGUUGAUUCUUGCACCAAGUAUGCCUCCUGCCUUAUGCCUGCAUGUCCUAGCCGCCAGAUGCAUGUUCUUUGCGGCACACGACGCACUGUAUAUGGAUGGUUGAACCGUAUCCAUGUUGACAGAUUUAGUAAAAGGUAUGAAUGAGAAUGAGUAUUUCU
Molecule: messenger RNA, 967 nt
Organism: Penaeus monodon (black tiger shrimp)
Lineage: Eukaryota; Metazoa; Arthropoda; Malacostraca; Decapoda; Penaeidae
Source: RefSeq, a predicted model, not a curated record